AUGGCUCUCUUCAUGGAGCUGGUGAUUUGUCUUUCUUUCCUGAUUCUUCUUUUUCUAUGGAAUGGAAGCAGUACCAAAAGAAAGCUACCACCUGGCCCCACUCCUCUCCCAAUCCUUGGAAAUAUCCUGCAGAUAGACACCAAUAACAUCAGCAAAUCCUUAAGCAAGUUUGCAGAAGAAUAUGGCCCUGUGUUCACUCUGCAUUUUGGCAUGAAGCCUACCGUGGUGUUGUACGGGUAUGAAGUGAUCAAGGAGGCUCUGAUUGAGAAUGGGGAGGUGUUUUCUGGCAGAGGGCAUAUACCCUUGUUUGACAAAGCCCUGAAAGGAUCAGGAAUUGUUUUCAGCAAUGGAGAGACAUGGAAGCAAACCCGGCAUUUCUCCCUCAUGGUUUUGCGGAAUAUGGGGGUAGGGAAGAGGACUACUGAAGACAGAAUUCAAGAGGAAGCCUUGUGUCUGGUGGAGGCAUUGAAAAAAACCAAUGCAUCUCCCUGUGAUCCUACUUUCCUUCUGGGCUGUGCUCCCAGCAAUGUGAUCUGCUCCAUUGUUUUCCAGAAUCGUUUUGAAUAUAAUGACAAUAAAUUGAUAAUGUUGUUAAACACUUUACAUGAAAAUUUCAGAAUUUCAAGCACCUCCUGGAUACAACUCUGCAACAUUUUCCCUUUUUUCCUGCAUUACUUUCCUGGAAGUCAUAACCAGUUAUUGAAAAACAUUGAGGAGGAAAAAAAGUUCAUCGUGGACCAGAUAAAAGAACACCAAGAAACCCUCGACCUCAAUAACCCUCGAGAUUUUAUUGACUACUUCCUGAUCAAAAUGCAACAGGAAAAACAUGACAAAAAGUCCGAAUUUACCAUGGACAACUUGAUUGUUACCAUAUGGGAUGUGUUGAGCGCAGGAAUAGAGACCACGAGCACCACCCUGAGAUACGCCAUCCUCCUGCUGCUGAAGCACCCAGAGGUCACAGCCAAGGCCCAGGAGGAGAUCCAGCGCGUGGUGGGCAGACACCGGAGCCCCUGCAUGCAGGACCGGAGCCGCAUGCCCUACGUGGACGCCUUGGUGCACGAGGUCCAGAGAUUCAUUGACCUGGGACCCAACGGCCUGCCCCAUGCAGUAACUCAGAACAUCAAUUUCAGAGGAUUCCAUAUUCCCAAGGGCACGAGCAUACUAGUCUCUCUGACUUCUGUGCUACAUGAUGGCAAAGAGUUUCCUGAGCCAAAGAAGUUUGAUCCUGGCCAUUUCCUCGAUAAAAGUAAUAACUUUAAGAAGAGUGACUACUUCAUGGCUUUCUCAUCAGGGAAGAGAGUUUGUCUUGGAGAAGGCCUGGCCCGAAUGGAGCUAUUUUUAUUUCUGACCACCAUUUUACAGCAUUUUACCUUGAAAUCUCUGGUUGAUCCAAAGGACAUUGACACCACACCAGUACACAGUGCAAUCGGUGCCGUCCCACCCUUCUUUGAACUCUGUUUCAUCCCAGUCUGA
Molecule: messenger RNA, 1473 nt
Organism: Condylura cristata (star-nosed mole)
Lineage: Eukaryota; Metazoa; Chordata; Mammalia; Eulipotyphla; Talpidae
Product: cytochrome P450 2C21-like
Exons: 9
Coding region: 1-1473 (490 amino acids)
Biological process (GO): xenobiotic metabolic process
Cellular component (GO): cytoplasm; intracellular membrane-bounded organelle
Molecular function (GO): oxidoreductase activity, acting on paired donors, with incorporation or reduction of molecular oxygen, reduced flavin or flavoprotein as one donor, and incorporation of one atom of oxygen; iron ion binding; heme binding
Source: RefSeq, a predicted model, not a curated record